UCCCCGGCGGGGCCGUCACUAGGCUGCCGGUUGAUUACAGGGUAUUGAUUUGUAUGUGCUUCUCCCGGCGCCGGCCGCUCCCGCUGGUGCUGCCGGAGUUCGGGCAGCGCUUCUCGUAGCGGCGGCGGCAGCUCCCACCAAACAUGUCGGCUCCCGCCGGGCCCCGGAGCGGCCCCACCGCUCCUCAGCCUCCUCCGGCCCCGCAGCCCGAGAUGCCGGACCUCAGCCACCUCACGGAGGAAGAGCGGAAGAUCAUCCUGGCCGUCAUGGACCGCCAGAAGAAGGAAGAGGAGAAGGAGCAAUCCGUGCUCAAGGUCAAAGAAGAGCAAAAACCACAGCCGACACAGUGGUUUCCCUUUAGUGGGAUCACUGAGCUGGUAAAUAACGUUCUUCAACCACAGCAAAAACAGCAAAAUGAAAAGGAGCCCCAGACAAAAUUACAUCAGCAGUUUGAGAUGUAUAAGGAGCAAGUUAAGAAGAUGGGUGAAGAAUCACAGCAGCACCAGGAGCAGAAGGGUGAUGCCCCAACCUGUGGCAUUUGCCACAAAACCAAAUUUGCUGAUGGCUGUGGCCAUAACUGUUCCUAUUGCCAAACGAAAUUCUGUGCACGCUGCGGAGGGAGAGUGUCUCUGCGGUCCAAUAAGGAGGACAAAGUGGUAAUGUGGGUAUGUAACUUGUGCCGAAAACAACAAGAAAUCCUCACGAAAUCAGGAGCCUGGUUCUAUAACAGCGGGUCACACGCACCACAGCAGCCAGACCAAGAGGGAAUUAGAGCUCUGAGGAACGAGGAAGCACCCCAAGAGAAAAAAGCAAAACUGCAGGAGCAUCCGCAGUACCAGGGACCACCAGGUGACAUAUCCACACAAGCUUUGGACAAAAACAGAUCUCAAGGGCUCAUAAGACAAGACUCAAUUAAGAAUGGUUCAACAGUAAAGCAUCCAGUAGCAAGUGACACAUCAGACAGGAAAAGAAGCCCUUCAAUAUCAAGAGAACAGAGCAGAAGAUACGACCAAAGGGACGAGAGAGACGAAUAUUCACAGUAUGCUACAUCAGACAGUGCAAUGCCCAGGUCACCAUCAGAUUAUUCAGAUAGGCGGGCACAGCGUGGGCCCCAGUUAUAUGAAGAACCUGAACUGGGUGAUUAUAGAGAUUCCAACAGAAGGAGCCGCAGGCGUUCCAAGGAGUACCCGGUAGAAGAAGAAGAUGCACAAAGCAGGGAAGAAUAUGAAAGGCAAAGGAGGGAAGAGGAAUACCAGGCACGAUACCGGAGUGAUCCUAAUUUGGCUCGUUAUCCAGUCAAGCCGCAGCCGUAUGAGGAGCAAAUGCGUAUCCACGCUGAAGUGUCCCGUGCACGGCAUGAACGCAGGCAUAGCGAUGUCUCUCUGGCAAAUACAGAGUUGGAAGAUUCUCGGAUGUCCAUGCUCAGGAUGGAACGGCCAUCAAGACAAAGAUCAGUAUCUGAGCGCAGGGCUGCCAUGGAAAAUCAACGUUCAUACUCUAUGGAAAGAACUCGAGAGGCUCAGGGACCAAGUCCCAAUCGUCAGAGGACCACAAAUCAUAGCCCUCCUACACCUAGGAGGAGUCCAAUUCCUCUGGAAAGACCAGACAUGAGGCGCUCUGAUUCUUUAAGGAAACAGCACCAUUUGGAUCCCAGUUCUGCUGUCCGGAAAACAAAACGUGAAAAGAUGGAGACCAUGUUACGGAAUGAUUCACUCAGCUCGGACCAGUCUGAAUCUGUCAGACCUCCACCACCAAAGCCCCAUAAAACAAAAAAAGGAGGUAAAAUGCGCCAGGUUUCAUUAAGCAGCUCAGAAGAAGAACUGGCAUCCACUCCAGAAUAUACAAGUUGUGAUGAUGUAGAGAUUGAAAGUGAAAGUGUUAGUGAAAAAGGGGACAGUCAAAGGGGAAAAAGAAAAACUAGUGAGCAGGCAGUUUUGUCGGAUUCUAACACCUUAUCCGAGAGGCAAAAGAAAAUGGUGUGCUUUGGUGGCCACUCUUUGGAAGAGGACUUGGAAUGGUCUGAGCCUCAGAUAAAAGACUCUGGGGUAGAUACGUGUAGUAGCACAACUCUAAACGAGGAACAUAGCCAUAGUGAGAAGCAUCCAGUAACUUGGCAACCAUCCAAAGAUGGAGAUCGUCUCAUUGGUCGGAUUUUGCUAAAUAAGCGACUAAAAGAUGGAAGUGUGCCUAGAGAUUCAGGAGCAAUGCUUGGAUUGAAGGUAGUAGGAGGAAAGAUGACUGAAUCAGGUCGACUCUGCGCAUUUAUCACCAAAGUUAAAAAAGGAAGCUUAGCUGAUACAGUGGGGCAUCUUAGACCAGGUGAUGAAGUAUUAGAAUGGAAUGGAAGGAUACUACAAGGAGCCACCUUUGAGGAGGUGUAUAAUAUCAUUUUAGAAUCCAAACCUGAGCCACAAGUAGAGCUUGUAGUUUCAAGACCAAUAGGGGACAUUCCCAGAAUACCUGACAGCACACAUGCACAGCUGGAGUCCAGUUCUAGUUCGUUUGAAUCUCAAAAAAUGGACCGACCUUCUAUUUCAGUGACUUCUCCUAUGAGUCCUGGCAUGUUAAGGGAUGUUCCACAGUUCUUGUCUGGACAACUUUCAAGCCAAAGCCUUAGUAGAAGAACAACGCCUUUUGUUCCUAGGGUUCAGAUAAAACUGUGGUAUGACAAGGUUGGUCAUCAGUUAAUAGUGACCAUACUGGGAGCAAAGGAUCUUCCUUCAAGGGAAGAUGGGAGGCCAAGGAAUCCUUAUGUUAAAAUUUACUUUCUUCCAGACAGAAGUGAUAAAAAUAAAAGAAGAACAAAAACAGUAAAGAAAACAUUGGAACCUAAGUGGAAUCAGACAUUUAUUUAUUCUCCAGUUCAUCGGAGAGAGUUUAGAGAACGAAUGUUAGAAAUCACUCUUUGGGACCAAGCACGAGUUCGAGAGGAAGAAAGUGAAUUUUUAGGAGAGAUUCUUAUUGAGUUAGAGACAGCAUUACUAGAUGAUGAACCUCACUGGUACAAACUUCAAACACAUGAUGUCUCUUCAUUGCCACUUCCCCACCCCUCACCAUAUUUGCCACGCAGACAGCUCCAUGGCGAGAGUCCCACACGGAGGUUACAAAAUAAAGGCUUAUAUUCAUAUAAUUCAGGAUCCAAAAGAAUCAGUGAUAGUGAAGUCUCUGAUUAUGACUGUGAUGAUGGAAUUGGUGUUGUUUCAGAUUACCGACAUAAUGGGAGAGAUCUUCAAAGUUCCACACUGUCAGUGCCAGAGCAAGUAAUGUCAUCUAAUCAUUGUUCUCGAUCAGGGUCCCCUCACCGUGGAGAUAGUAUAGGACGGACUAGAUCGUGGUCUCCCAGUGUCCCUCCCCCACAAAGUCGGAAUGUGGAUCAGGGACUGCGAGGGACUCGAUCCACUGCUGCGCACUACAACACCCUGAACCGCAUGGACAGACACCGAGCUGUAGAUGACCACUACUCCCCUGACAGAGAGAGGAAUUGUGAAGCAGCAGAUAGACAGCCAUAUCAAAGAUCCAGAUCAACAGAGCAACGUCCUGUGCUAGAGCGGACCAACUCCCGCUCCCGAUCCACAGAGCGUCCUGACUCAAACCUCAUCAGGUCGAUGCCUUCAUUAAUGACUGGAAGAUCUGCCCCUCCUUCACCUGCCUUACCGAGGUCACAUCCUCGAACUGGGUCUGUCCAGACAAGUCCAUCAAGUACUCCAGUAGCAGGGCGAAGGGGCAGGCAGCUACCGCAGCUCCCACCAAAGGGGACGUUGGAGAGAAACAAUGGAGACAAGGAGAUAGAGUCUUAUGAAGAAGUUACAUGGGAAGACCAGCAGAAAAAGGUGAAUGGUACAAUAACUGAUGACAAACCAUUGCCGAAAAAGAAACACCAUUCUGAGACAGAAGAAGCGGAAUCAUCAAGGAGAACAAACUCAGAAGAAAAGAAAACAGAUCCAGAGAAUGGGGAUACAGGUGCACUGGAUGUAGAAGAAAGAAGUCGCCAAAUGAAAAUGAGCAAGUACAAACAGGUAGCAGGAUCAGAUUCCAGGCUGGAACAAGAUUAUCAUUCUAAGUAUCGGUCAGGGCGGGAUCCUCAUCGAGGCUCAGACAACGUUUCCAACAAGUCUUCGGACAGCGAUGUCAGCGACGUCUCGGCCGUGUCCCGGACCAGCAGCGCUUCCCGUUUCAGCAGCACGAGCUACAUGUCUGUGCAGUCAGAGCGCCCCAGGGGAAACAAGAAAAUAAGUGUCUUUACAUCCAAAAUGCAAAGCAGACAGAUGGCCAUCUCAGGAAAGAACAUGACUAAGAGCACCAGCAUCAGUGGGGAGAUGUACACGCUGGAGAAGAACGAUGGCAGCCAGUCGGACACGGCAGUGGGCACUGUUGGUGGUGGCAGCAAAAAGAGACGCUCCAGCAUUGGUGCAAAGAUGGUCGCCAUCGUGGGGCUAUCGAGAAAGAGCCGUAGCACGUCGCAACUCAGCCAGACUGAAGCAGGGGGCAAGAAGCUGCGGAGCACCGUCCAGAGGAGCACGGAGACAGGGCUGGCCGUGGAGAUGAGAAACUGGAUGACUCGCCAGGCGAGCCGGGAGUCAACGGAUGGGAGCAUGAACAGCUACAGCUCUGAGGGAAAUUUGAUCUUCCCUGGUGUGAGGUUGGCUGCAGACAGCCAGUUCAGUGAUUUUCUGGAUGGACUUGGUCCUGGCCAGCUUGUAGGACGACAGACUUUGGCAACACCAUCAAUGGGAGAUAUUCAGGUGGGAAUGAUGGAUAAGAAAGGACAACUGGAAGUAGAAAUAAUCCGAGCCCGUGGCCUUGUUGUAAAACCAGGUUCAAAGACACUGCCAGCACCAUAUGUAAAGGUGUAUCUAUUAGAAAAUGGAGUCUGCAUAGCCAAAAAGAAAACAAAGGUAGCAAGAAAAACGCUGGAACCACUUUAUCAGCAGCUUCUAUCAUUUGAAGAAAGUCCCCAAGGGAAGGUUUUACAGAUAAUUGUUUGGGGAGACUAUGGACGUAUGGAUCACAAAUCCUUUAUGGGAGUGGCACAGAUACUUUUAGAUGAACUGGACCUGUCCAACAUGGUGAUUGGGUGGUUCAAACUUUUCCCUCCUUCUUCCCUAGUAGACCCAACCUUAGCUCCUCUCACUAGAAGAGCUUCCCAAUCAUCUCUUGAAAGUUCAACAGGACCUUCGUAUGCUCGCUCAUAGCAGCUGUGAAACUGUUGUCAUAGCAACCAGCGUUACAAAAAAAUUAAAUUACAGGUCGCAAACCCUGGUAACACUGCAUGCUUAAUGUUGUGUCUUCUGAGCCUGUUUCUAGGGCUGCAACGCGAUCCUGUGUUCUCAAGGAAGUUGCACACAUUGUGCCCUAUGGAAGGCCCUCAGGUGAUGGACUGAAAUCAUGAAGAACUGAUAGGUCUGGAGUUCAGGGACUCAGUUUUGGUCCAAUCUGAAGCCAUGGACUAAACUAAAAAAAAAAUCAAUCUGUUUCAUGCAACAAAAGUCCUUUUCAAUGGCAUAUCUGUUUUGUUGCUCCCUUUUCUUUAUUUAUCUGCCCUCCCCUCCUAAAGUCUGGUUAUGCCACAGAAACAGAGUUAUCCUCCCAUGGAGCCAUGUUACAAGUCAGUGGAUUAGCAGACAUUGGAAGAAAAGAAGAAUCUAAGGAUGCUGUAAAAGUCAACUUGCAGCAGUUGCUUGAGAUCUGAAAACUCUUCAUACUGAAAAGGUUCAAGACUUAAAGUGGCGGGCUUCAUACCUCCAGCUGUUCACACAGUGAAACCCCAGACAUGUUGGACUCUGAAAAAUAAAGUUCUGUGGAUAUACUGUACUGUAUGAAAUUAAGAAACUUUUUUGCAUGGACACAGAUUUAGCUGAACACUUAAAUUAUUUUCUUGGGGCUGCAACUUGCAAAAACAAAAAAGAAUAAAUCAGCCAUUUUCAACAGUUUAUAUUAUUUUUAAAGAUAAAUUUCACUAGUGCAUGGUUUUAAAGGGAAGAGAAUGCAACAGGGUGAUACAAAGACACUCCACGUUUAUCAUUCUUUAAACCAGUCAUGGUCUGUGUUUUUGCAGACUUAUAUUAAAAAUAAAAAAAUAAUUUCUAGCAAAUAUUUAAAAUUCUGUUUAUGUGACAAGAAAUAAGUGUAAUAUAUUAAAUUUAUUUAAAUGUAAAAGGUACAAGCCUUGUAAAGUUCAACAUAAUGUGCAAAUUGUACACUUCUUUUACCUCCUUCUUUCUCUAUCUCUCCUCCCUGUCUCCUUUCUUCCUUUUGUUCUUUUCCCCCCUCUACCUCCCAGGAUGAUCAGCAUAUUCUAAAAUGGCUACCUUUUGACUUAUUACUGUCUUAUGCCCCAUAUUUGGUUCAGGGUUGCAGAUUGUUCUGCAUUUCUGAAUUAUUUGAGAAAAAUAUUGUUUAAGAGCUUACUUUUUUUCAAGCAUGUUGAAAAGGAUUUUGCAACAUGGCUUGGGAGUACAUUAAUGUAAUUCAGCAUGUAUUUGAUAAAGAAGAUAUUUGAACUUUUGCAAUUUAUUGUACAGUGCAUGGUAACUUAUUUUCAUUUUUUCUCACCUUCAAAUUGAAUUCUACAGCAAAAUACUGGAAUCAUGUGGCCAUUGUAAGAUGUCUUCAAUAAAUUUGUGUUCAGCACCAGCACCUUUCAUUCAAAGACUGAACUAUUAUUUCUUGAAGGUUUUUGGAAAGAUGAAAAAUUAAGUACCUGAUUGUUUUUUAGGAAACAAAUUUAAGCACUUUUAUUUGCACUAAACCAAAUUGAUUGCUACAUUUUGAAAUAACAAAAACAACAACGGAUACAAAUCCAUACAGUUCUUCUGCUGUAAAGUUCAAUUUUCAUAAAUUACAUUUGCGUUGCAAAAGACAUAAUUAGGUAAUAUCAGUCUGGAAAGUAUCAGUCUUUGGUUCGUAAAGUAGCCUUAAAGAAAGCUUAUCAGUACCACUCCUCAGCUAUUUAACACCUUUACCAGAACCUGCUGCAGGUAAUGGAUCUUCACAACCCUGGGUUUUGUAGCAGACGAUGACGACCAUUGGGUGGUGCUGCUUCUCAAGCUUCUCAUUAAGUUUCGUUAUAAAGGGAAUGUAACUGGCUAACGUUUAAUAACAAAAUAACAUUUUUUUUUCUGGGUCUUUGUAUGCCUUUAAUACCUACUUAAGGUUUAAUAUUGAAAUCUUGCAAUAAUUUUUGAAGUACGCUAUAUUUACCUUUAUGGCCACACAGAAUUAUUCUGAUUUUAUUUGAAAAUCUGUUGAAGUUUCCCAUUAACAAAUUGUACAUGCCUCCUAAGAGGAAAAAGUAAUAACAGUAUCACUUACAAUGCCUUUUACUUUGUGCAAUAUCAUAGAAAAUGAGAUUGUGUCUUGUCUGCAGAGUUUAUAUAAUGGAUUAUUGUUAAGUUAAUAGACAGACUGGUAAAAUUAUAUUUAUUGAAAUAAUUUAGACAUCUGUCUACCAGCAGCAAAUAAAUACUACUAACAUGCAGUCUACAAUAUCCCCUAGGAUAUUAAACAAAAAUACAUAACCAUUUUCCUGACACUGUGAGAUGUGCUCACAUAUUCCUGUAUGCAUAGUCCUCUAUAAAUUAUUUCAAAUUUUAAAAUCAAGGACAUGACGCAUGGAAGGUUUGUACAUAAUUGUCAUUAUGCAGUAUUUAUUUUAAAAAAAAAAUUAAUGUAUUUUUUUUAAUUUUCACACGUCUGCAAUUCUACUUAUGGUUUAGUCAUGUAAAUAGUACUAUUCCAGUGAUCACUGCUGUCUUGUAAAUAGUACGUUUUAAAAAGUUAAAAGGAAUUACAGUUGGGGAAAAAAAAAAGGGCAGAUUAGGCCUGUAAUGAACACCAACUAAUGUAAAUCAAACUCAUUCUGGUGAUGGUAUUUAACACUUUAAAUAAAACAUUUUCUUUACAGAA
Messenger RNA from Lonchura striata (white-rumped munia), 7905 nucleotides. The record is from RefSeq and is a predicted model, not a curated record. Lineage: Eukaryota; Metazoa; Chordata; Aves; Passeriformes; Estrildidae.